AGAAUUAUGUCCAAGAAAUAAUGAAACGCAAAGGGAAAUUUUGCAACCCCAUAGAUGAUCAUAUCAGAGAGGGAGAGAGAGAUAGAGAGAGAAAGGGAUAGAGAGACAGAGAGCCCGACAGAAGCAUAUGAGAAAGAGAGCCAAACACAAUCAUAGAGAGCGGAGAGAGAAUAAUAUCCAAGAAAUAGGAAAAAGCUAUGAAAGACAAACUUACCCAUCUCUCUUCAAUUCGUUAACGUAUAUACAUGCAUUGGCAUUGCGGAAAAUCUCUCUCUCUCUCUCCAUAAAAAUGGCGAGGAUUUGGUUGGAUUCAAAGUAGUUAUCGAUCCUUUGGCCCUGAUCAUUCGCGAGAAAAAUCUCCUCCUACACGAUUGAUGAUUAGAAAAACCAAGAAAAACGCGAACUCAAAUCGUCCUGUAUACUCUCUAUGGCGAAGAUGUACAAGCCUCAAGGCUUUGAAACAAAUCCAUGGAUUCAUGGUCAUCAACGGCUUCAAUUCCAACCCCUCAGCUCUCAGAGAGCUCAUUUUCCAUUGCGCAAUCACCGUUUCAGGUGCCAUGGAUUACGCCCACAAGCUUUUCCGCCAAAUUUUGGAGCCCGACUCCUUCGUUUUCAACACCAUGAUAAGAGGCUCCUCUCAGAGCUCCACCCCAUCUGAUGCUUUCACUCUCUACACUCAAAUGGAGAGUACCCAUAUCAGGCCUGACAAAUUUACCUUCCCCUUCUUGCUCAAAGCUUGUUCAAGGCUCUCCUCCGCUUUCAUGGGUAAUCAAUUUCAUACCCAAAUUUCAAAACUUGGGUUCGAAUCUGAUAUGUUUGUCAGGAACACUCUAAUCCAUCUCCAUGCCACUUGUGGGAGCUUGGAAGUUGCAGAGAAGUUAUUCGAUGAAUCAGGGAAGAGAGAUGUAGUGGCCUGGUCUGCUCUUUUAGCUGGCCAUUCAAGAAGAGGAAGCAUUGUUUUUGCAAGAAAUUUGUUCGAUGAAAUGCCCAACAAAGAUUUGGUUGCUUGGAAUGUGAUGCUCACUGCUUAUACAAAGUGUGGAGACAUGGAAUCGGCUCGUCGGUUGUUUGACAAGAUCGAAGAGAGAGAUGUGGUGUCUUGGAAUGCCAUGAUAUCAGGAUAUGUGCUGGCUGGUUCUCACGUCAAUGCUUUAGAAUUAUUUGAAGAGAUGCUAAAAGAAGGUGAAACCCCUGAUGAUGUGACCAUGUUGAGCUUGCUCUCUUCAUGUGCUCAUUCGGGGGCAUUGGAUAUUGGCAGGAAGAUUCACUCUCUCUUGACCAACAAUUGUUCUAGAGACAUAACCGUGGUUCUGGGCAACGCGCUCGUAGAUAUGUACGCAAAGUGUGGGAGCAUAGAGAGCGCUAUGCACGUGUUUAGAGAGAUGAGAGAUAGAGAUGUCUCUUCGUGGAAUUCGGUGAUUGGGGGAUUGGCUUUUCAUGGAUAUGGCAAAGAAGCCAUUUCUAUGUUCUCUGAGAUGCAAGGAGGGGACGUGAGGCCAAAUGAGAUCACAUUUGUUGGGGUUUUGGUGGCUUGUAGCCAUGUUGGGAUGGUCGAUGAAGGGCAGAAAUACUUUGAAUUGAUGAGAGAGAAAUAUGGGAUUGAGCACAAUAUUAAGCACUACGGAUGCAUGGUCGAUAUGCUCGGGCGAGCUGGUUUGCUGAAAGAGGCCUUUGGCUUUGUUGAAGGGAUGCCAAUGGAGACCAAUGCGAUAGUGUGGAGAACUUUACUUGGGGCUUGUAGGAUUCAUGGGAAUGUUGAAUUGGCUGAGGUAGCUACUAAGAGGCUGCUUGAAUUGAGGCCUGAUCAGAGUGGGGACUACGUAUUGUUAUCAAAUGUGUAUGCAUCUAUUGGUGAAUGGGGUGGUGCUGAGAAUGUGAGGAGAUUGAUGGGAGAUAGGGGAGUGAAGAAGGAGCCCGGAUGUAGCUCCAUCGAAAUGGAUAGUGAGCUCAUCCAUUUCUUGUUUGAUUCAAACCCAUCUCAAACUUGAACUUUGCAAGGAUCGGUGGACUAUGCUUUGCUGGUCUUCCACCAAACGAAGCACCCUGAUGGGUUCAUGUGGAACACCAUGAUUAGAGGCUUG
This is a messenger RNA of Amborella trichopoda, 2081 nucleotides long. Its product is annotated as pentatricopeptide repeat-containing protein At5g15300. Lineage: Eukaryota; Viridiplantae; Streptophyta; Magnoliopsida; Amborellales; Amborellaceae. Gene Ontology annotation, biological process: RNA modification. The record is from RefSeq and is a predicted model, not a curated record. Gene Ontology annotation, molecular function: RNA binding; protein binding.